UCAUCGAGGAAGUGGGGAGCAAAACCUCUCGCCGACUCAGCUUAGGCUACUUAGCCGGUAAAUUAAGUUACUAAAUCGUUCACUCGCUUUAUCUCUCAAGUCUUAAAGUAUGCGGCCGUACGCUCGAUAGACCUAAAGUACUGCAACAAGUAUGAAACGUUUCCAUGUGGCUUUAAUAUUAUCACAAAGGCAAGAUGAAUAUUAUUAUGUUCUUUCUCGUUGGACUUCUGGUCCAUGUGGUCUUCUUCAUCUCCAUCUUUGACAUCUAUUUCACAUCACCUUUGGUCCAUGGGAUGACACCCCAGCAUGUCCCUCUGCCCCCUCCAGCCAAGCGCCUGGUGCUCUUUGUGGCAGACGGUCUAAGAGCUGAUAGCCUCUUUAAGCCGGACAUCAAUGGAACCUCCAGGGCACCUUAUAUAAGGAGUAUAAUUAAGGAGAGAGGAACGUGGGGGGUUUCACACACGCGAGUGCCUACGGAGUCUCGUCCAGGACAUGUGGCUCUAAUAGCAGGCUUUUAUGAGGAUGUUAGUGCUGUGGCCAAAGGAUGGAAGGAGAAUCCAGUGGAGUUUGACUCUGUGUUUAAUGAAAGUAGGCACACCUGGUGUUGGGGAAGCCCUGAUAUUCUGCCUAUGUUUGCUAAAGGAGCCACUGGAGAUCAUGUGUACACUUACACUUAUCCAGCUGCAAUGGAAGACUUCGCCUCCACUGAUGCCUCCAAACUGGACACCUGGGUCUUUGAUGAAGUGAAGGCUUUCAUGAACUCUGCCAGAGGGAAUCAAACUCUGCUGUCUAAAUUACAUGAAGAAAAAAAUGUGUUUUUCCUUCAUCUACUGGGACUAGACACUAACGGACACGCCCAUCGACCCAUGUCAAAGGAGUAUUUGGAGAACAUUGGCCUGGUUGAUGAGGGCGUGGCAGAGAUGGUCUCUGUGUUCGAGGAGUUCUAUGGUUAUGAUGGAAAGACUGCAUAUGUUUUCACAGCUGACCAUGGCAUGACAAACUGGGGGUCUCAUGGAGCUAGCCAUCCCUCCGAGACCCUCACUCCUCUGGUGGCUUGGGGAGCUGGACUUCAGACAGCACAGAGAGCUUCCACUACACAGAACUAUAAUGAUGACUACCUGAAAGAUUGGGGGCUGGAGACAUACAGAAGAGUUGAUGUAAACCAGGCUGACAUAGCACCGCUCAUGUCAUCUCUCAUUGGAGUACCCAUCCCACUCAACUCUGUGGGUGUCCUGCCAUUACAGUACCUCAAUAACAGCCUGCACUUCAAAGCUGAAAGCAUGUAUGCAAAUGCAAUUCAGAUCUUGGAGCAAUUUAAGGUGAAAGUGACACAGAAAAAGGAGACCACCUUAUCAUUUCUCUUUACACCAUACCAAGUUCUCACCGAUUCUAAACAGAUGGAGUUUGUGCGUCACACAAGAGAACUGAUCCAGAAAGGGCAGUUUCAGGAUGCUAUUCGUCAUUGUGAGACUCUAAUAGCUCAAGCCUUGGAGGGCUUAUCCUACUACCACACCUAUGACCGCUUUUUCCUGGGUUCCAGUGUGGUCCUAGGUUUCAUCGGGUGGACGUCCUAUGUAGUUCUUGUCAUACUGAAGACUCAUGCUAGCCUCCGUAAGCCACCUACCAGCAGAGAUAUGGUGUCCGGCAGAGGUUUCCAAAGGGUGUUUAUAGGUGUUGGCUUGGUGGUAUCGUUCUUCCUGUUGCUUCAGUCCAGUCCCUUCACUUACUACAUCUACUGCCUGCUGCCUGUACCUGUGUGGUACUUUGUUUUUAAAGAAUUUGGAAUCCUGGUCAAUCUUAUAAAAUCAAUCCCAUCCCUGCCAUUGAGCAAAUGCUUUGGAUAUUUUCUGCUAGUUACAUUUGGGAUAGAACUGCUGGUGGUAAGUUUUUUCUAUCGGGCCAUGUUGACCCUGGGACUGAUCAUUUUGGGACUGUGGCCUUUUGUCUCAGGCCUUUAUAGAAAAGCAAAGUCCAGGUCAGUGAGCUGGGUGUUGAGCUGCCUCUGCCUGGCUGUGUUUCCUUUGUUGCCUGUAGUUGGACGAGAGUCUAACAUCAACUAUGUGUUGUGUGCUGGAGCUCUAACUCUCUUCAUUUCAUGCUGCUACCUCUGUUCGUCAUAUGGACGCACAGGCCUGCAUAUGAGAGAUCGCCGGCUGUUCAUUGGGCAGAUGCUCCAAGUGUUGCUGUGUGUCUAUGUGCUGGCCAGCACCCACUCCAGCCUGCAGAUGAAGCAAGGCCUGCCGCUGUUCAGUCAGCUCGUCAGCUGGGCCACUCUGGGUUCAUCAUUUUUUGUGCCAUUGCUGUCUUCCACACGAUUGUUUCACAGGCUGCUGAGUAUCCUCUUGUCACUCAUCUGCGUCUACCUUGUACUCAGCACUGGAUAUGAGGCCCUCUUCCCUCCAGUGCUGUCAUGGCUGAUGUUUGUGUGGAUCAAUAUGGAGCAGGAAGCCGUAGACACACAAAAUGUGUCCAGCAGGACGGAGCUUUACAGCAUUGAUUUUGCUGAAAAUAUUGACUUGACGAGAAUCAGACAGUUGAGGCUGGAUGAUAUCCGCAGAUCAUACUUCUUUGUGUUCUUCAUCAUAAUUGCUUUCUUUGGCACUGGAAACAUCGCCUCCAUUAACAGCUUUGACCCGGCUUCUGUCUACUGCUUUCUGACCGUCUUUAACCCAUUUAUCAUGGGUGGCCUAUUGAUGUGGAAGGUUCUGAUCCCAUUCAUAAUUGUGAUGUGCACAUUUGAAAGUAUACAAGUGUCAACGAGGCUUUCCUCACGAAGCCUUUUCCUCAUCGUGCUGGUCAUCUCCGACUUGAUGGCACUGCACUUCUUUUUCUUGGUUAAAGACUAUGGAAGCUGGCUUGACAUUGGUACUAGCAUUAGUCACUACGUCAUUGUCAUGUCCAUGACCAUCUUCCUGAUGCUCCUGAGUGUCAUGACGCACAUCUUGACCUCCAAGCGGAUCCUGAUUGGACAGAAAAUGAAGAUGCAUUUUAAGUGAGGGGCAGCGGUUGGGCAUUGAAAUGGCACAUGAUGGCAGUUACUUAACAUUAUGAAACAGGAACCAAAUAACAGUAACUUGACAAAAGUCCUAUUGGCUGCACUUUACUUGAUUUGCACUGUUCUAACUGUUUUCACAUAGAUGAAAAUCAAAACGUUAAAGUAAAUAAACAGUUAAAGUGUUAAGAAAGUAAAAUAAAAGGAACUGCUAGGAUAUUCCCGUACAUCAAGAAUACUCUUUGUACUGGGUGCAAUAUUACAGGCAGUACUAGGUGUGUAGGUGUGUGUGUGUGUGUUUGUGUUUGUAUGCUAUGCAAAUCUCUAAUCUGCAGAGACACAUCUGUAGACACUCACCAAAUAUGGAAGCGUUUAUAUAUUGUAAAUUUGAUACUUAUGUAUGUUAACGGGGCCAUAUCCGUGACUCUUCAGAAUGAUUAUUUUUUCUCCUGAGGUCCGCUUAAGUGAGUUUUUAUUUACCAAAUUAAUUAAGACCGUUCUCCUCUUUUAUCCUUUGGAAUUCAACAUUUUUGUUACCAAGUUCGUUCAUCUGGCAUUGAAGAGACCAUUAAAAACAGUCUGUUUUUGCAGUUUAGAUCCCAUAUAUCUACCAUGUGGACUGUAUCGUGAAUGAUACAUUUUGAAACUUGAAACAUUGUUUACAUAUUACUCCAAACUGCUGAUUCCCCCCCCCUUGAUAUGGACUUUUUAACUCUUGCCAUAGUAGGAUUAUUUGCAGUAUUGGGAUUAACUUUAAGGGCCAACAUCUAUUAACAGCACCAUAAGUGAUGCAUUAAAGUCUGGGUGCAUUGUAUAUGUCAUCACUAUGUCAAAGACCAACAGAGCGAUAUUUUUCACUUCAGUUAUGACUGAGAAGUAAAUUUAAGAUGAAUGUUAGAGGAAUCUUUUAUAUCAUCUGAGCAUUGCUCUAAACCAGCAAAACAGCCUUUUGUGUCAGCUGUACCCCUUCAGCCUAAUUUGUCUUACGUAACCCUUGAGAUUUUAGCAUUAAACAUUACAUGAAGCAUUUUUAAUCAUAGUUUUUGGCGGUAAUUUCCAAAUGCUUUUUUCAAGAAAGCUGUCUUCUUACUUUAAUUAGAAAACUGCAUCAAACAUAUCCUACACUUCAAGGGGGAUUCCACUGAUCUUUAAAGAUGUAAACAGAGUGAUGCAGAGUGGUUUGAUGUGAAAUACUCUGUUCUAGAGAGAACUUUUUUUUUUUUCUUUUUCUUUUUAAAACAAUGGUGGUGAUGGGAACCAGACGUCUGAAGAGUGUAAAGUCUCCCUCAAAGAGACAUGAAAUGGUUAUAAAUGUUUCCUGAUACUUCAGGCAUUGUUUCAUGACAGUUUUAAAAGAAUUUGGUCUAAAGCUUAUUUUUAAACCCAUUCAUGGUGGAGAGAUACAUGCAGGGCAUUAUAAGGCAAAAUAGUCCCCAAGGGAAAAGUAUUUUUUCAGGUUUACUGGUAAAUUAGCACUGUUUACUGUUUAAAGUAGCGCUUCACUGAAUGAUUGAAUUUACAUAUUUCACAUGUAGUGAGUCAGCCAACACAUUUGGUGCCUGAGCUUUGCUUUUCUAUUUAUGUAUUUGUUUUUUUUUUUGUUUUUUUUUUUUUAAGCAGUGGAGCUUCUAUGAGGCUAAAAGAACAGAAGAAUCUGUAUCACCAAAAAAGAUUUAGCAUAAUAUAAACUUCUAUUAACAGUUUGGCAGCUUUAGCCUUGUAACAACAGAGCAAAUAAGGAAGUAAACAUGUCUUGGCUGACAGACCCCAGAGGAAUUGGGGUCAGAGAGAAAAGUGAGUAACCCAUUUUUAACUUCAACCAAUGACUACAUCUGUAAAUUUGUCUUGAAUGUGAAUUCGCAGAGGGUGUUCUGGUGUGUGGGUCGUCUUUUUUGUAAGUACCUCAUGUAUAUUUUGUGUUGAUCUGUAGAAAAAAGGUCGAUCAAUUACAAAAAAUAAAUAAAUAAACAAAG
This is a messenger RNA of Pygocentrus nattereri (red-bellied piranha), 4965 nucleotides long. RefSeq names its product phosphatidylinositol glycan anchor biosynthesis, class N (gene pign). Gene Ontology annotation, cellular component: endoplasmic reticulum membrane. The record is from RefSeq and is a predicted model, not a curated record. The transcript is spliced from 29 exons. The coding region runs from base 195 to 2996 and encodes 933 amino acids. Gene Ontology annotation, molecular function: mannose-ethanolamine phosphotransferase activity. Lineage: Eukaryota; Metazoa; Chordata; Actinopteri; Characiformes; Serrasalmidae. Gene Ontology annotation, biological process: GPI anchor biosynthetic process.